Messenger RNA from Cucumis melo (muskmelon), 977 nucleotides. Its product is annotated as ethylene-response factor C3-like. The record is from RefSeq and is a predicted model, not a curated record. Gene Ontology annotation, molecular function: DNA binding; DNA-binding transcription factor activity. The coding region runs from base 124 to 831 and encodes 235 amino acids. Gene Ontology annotation, biological process: regulation of DNA-templated transcription; ethylene-activated signaling pathway. The transcript has a single exon. NCBI's taxonomy places the organism in Eukaryota, Viridiplantae, Streptophyta, Magnoliopsida, Cucurbitales, Cucurbitaceae.
UAUUUCUCUCUCUCUCUCUUAUAAAAAGGGUUUCUCACCUUUCCAAUUUUGGUCAUAAACUCCAAACCCCCCAUCACGGUUUUGUAUAGUGCAUCCUCAAAUCAAAACCCCAUUUAUCCAAACAUGUCAAUUGUUAGUGAUUUGUUUGGUAAUUACCAAGAAAAUUUCUUGUGGAACAAUGAUCACUGUGGGAGUUUGAUUUCUGGGCAAGAAGAGAGUUCAUUUGACUUCAAUUACUUGAACAAGAUGUUGUUUGAUGAUAUGGUUUCCGUGGCCGCCGAAGAGACGAUGUCGUCCUCGGAUUCGAGCUCUUGCUCGUCUUCGAUUGUGAUGCAAGUUAAGGAGGAGGUGGUGGAAGUGGAGGUGGAUGAAGGGAGUUUUAGUGAGGACGUGGUUGUGGAGGAAGAUCAAUCACAUAAAGAGGAAAGGGUUUAUCGAGGAGUACGGAGGAGGCCGUGGGGGAAGUAUGCAGCCGAAAUUAGGGACUCGACACGACAAGGGGUGAGAGUGUGGUUGGGGACGUUCGAUAGCGCCGAGGCGGCUGCGUUGGCAUAUGACCAAGCCGCAUUUUGUAUGAGAGGAGGGUUAGCUACGCUCAACUUUCCGAUCGAGGUCGUUCGAGAGUCGCUUAGGGAAAUGAAGUAUCGGCGGGAGGUUGGGAGCUCGCCGGUCUUGGCACUUAAGCGGCGCCACUCAAUACAGAGGAAGAGGAUGGCUGAAGUGGAGAAGAUGGAGAAGAAGAUGAUGAAGAAGAAGAAGAAGAAAAGUGUAGUUGUUUUUGAGGAUUUGGGUGUUGAGUACUUGGAAGAACUCUUAAGUUUGACUUCUUAAUUGUGUGGGUCGUCGUCAUUAGGGAUGAUAGUUAAUUCUUUUGCCCUCUAUUCUUUCCUUCUUUUCUUCAUUUUACUAUAAUAGCUCAACUAGGUUAUUAAUGUAUUCAUAACAUUUUUUAGAUUAAAUUAAUUAAACUAAAGUGU